UUGAUUUUAAAACUCCCAUCCCAUUCACUUUCAACCAGAUUUCGUUUCUUUCGUCCUUUUUUUCUUCUUCUUCUUCUUUGCAAUUCUCUCGUCGUCGUCGUCUCUCAGAUCUAGAAGAAGAAUAAGGAAACAGCGAGGAUGGCAGGGAAAGGAGGAAAAGGACUCGUAGCUGCGAAGACGAUGGCUGGUAACAAGGACAAAGACAAGGACAAGAAGAAACCCAUCUCUCGCUCUGCUCGUGCUGGUAUUCAGUUUCCAGUGGGUCGUAUUCACAGGCAACUCAAGAACAGGGUUUCUGCACAUGGGAGAGUUGGUGCCACCGCUGCUGUGUACACUGCUUCAAUCCUUGAGUACCUGACUGCAGAGGUUCUUGAGUUGGCUGGAAACGCUAGCAAAGAUCUGAAAGUGAAGAGGAUUACUCCAAGGCAUUUGCAGUUGGCUAUCAGAGGAGAUGAGGAGCUUGACACACUCAUCAAAGGAACUAUUGCUGGAGGAGGUGUGAUCCCUCACAUCCACAAGUCCCUCAUCAACAAAACCAACAAAGAGUGAUUUGUUUCUUCUUCAGUCACUAAGAGAGAGAGAUAUAUUAUUGUGAUCUGCUAAUUAGUAGCUUAUGGUGUUUGUGUUUGUUUAGUCUUGGACUGCUUUUUCCUUAUUUUUUUUCUCUUUUCUCUCUUCUUAGUUCUUUGACUAGUGUUGAUCUCUUCUGGACAUCCUCAGGUGUACAUUAGUUAAUUUGAACUUUUAGGUUUCUUUUCUUCAAGCAAAUGCUGUCUUUGCAUGCUCUUGUCAUUUGCUUACUAUGUUAAAAAAAAAAAAGUGAACUA
Messenger RNA from Camelina sativa (false flax), 827 nucleotides. Its product is annotated as histone H2A variant 1. Gene Ontology annotation, cellular component: nucleosome. Gene Ontology annotation, molecular function: DNA binding; structural constituent of chromatin; protein heterodimerization activity. The record is from RefSeq and is a predicted model, not a curated record. NCBI's taxonomy places the organism in Eukaryota, Viridiplantae, Streptophyta, Magnoliopsida, Brassicales, Brassicaceae.